This is a messenger RNA of Manduca sexta (tobacco hornworm), 3649 nucleotides long. RefSeq lists its product as uncharacterized. The transcript is spliced from 13 exons. Bases 218 to 2719 code for a protein of 833 amino acids. NCBI's taxonomy places the organism in Eukaryota, Metazoa, Arthropoda, Insecta, Lepidoptera, Sphingidae. The record is from RefSeq and is a predicted model, not a curated record. Gene Ontology annotation, cellular component: membrane.
GACCGCGGCGCAGUCGGUCGGGAGCGCGGGACCCUCCCUGGCUCUCCCGGCGACUUCGGGCACAUGUUGCGUCGGCCAGCCUCGGCGAGGACUCGCACUUAAGUAAACAAACGUCACGCCAACCGCGACGGUUGAGCUACAGAUUCGAGCGACAGUCGAUAAGAUAGAGCCAACGAACCAACAUCGAAAUGAAAAUGUGAGUGUGCGUGUUGACGACAUGGCCAAGUCUAGUGAAGCGAAGAAAAACAGCGAAGAAGACAGCACGAUGGACGGCGACAGUGAAGAGGAGAUGGGAUGCGCGGGCCGCUGCAUGGCCUGGCUGCGCAUCAACCCUAAUCUCGUCAUGCUGAAAGUUACGCUCUUUGUGAUGUACGGAGCCACUGCCUCCCUUUUACCGUAUUUAACCAUACACAUGCAGAGUAUAGGACUCACUGUGCCUGAAAUUUCUUUUGUGUAUUUAGCUUUACCGUUCACCACGUUCUUGAGUCCGCCGAUCACUGGAUUUUUGGUGGAUCGUUUUGGGGAAUACAAGCCGGUUGUUAUCACGGCUCUGAUCCUCAACGCGGCGUUCCAUCACUCGCUGCUCCUGAUCCCGCACCAGGAGACGCCUGGCGUGAUGCCGUCUGCAUACGUCAUGCGACAUCCGAUAACAAAUAGCGUGGAGAUUUGGUGGAGUCCCUGUCCGAGCAGAGAGUGUCCCGACGAGGAUGAAACAGUGGACUUUGUGCUGGACCGCUGUGUGGACCACUGCCAGCUGUACCGGCCCACGGAGAGCCCCGCCAUCGACCCGACCGAGGAUGACGACAAGGACGACCUGAAUUUCCACAUUAGUCACAAAAUUCAACCCCCCAAUUUGUCUAAUAGCAGUUACUUAAACUUGACCGAGAGCGAUGAAGACUAUAAUGAUGCUGCUUUCUUCUUGAUCGAAGUUCACGACGAUUUGGGAGAGCCUAAAGAACAACUUGGGAUAGAAAUGGAAAGAGACGAAGACGAUCAGGUAACAGAUUUUAGAUCAAGGUUUGGAGAGAAGUUGUUAAUAGCGCAGGGGGUCAACAUAACUGCACUUGAUAAAGAAGAUCUAAGGUGCGGUGGGCUGGUCAUGUUGCACAAUAUGACCAAGCUGUCACAACAGAGGCUGGAGAUCCUCUCCGCUGACUGCAUGGUCCAGAAAUGUGAUUUCAGGAGAGGCGGCCCCGACAUAUGUCCGCCGGACUACAAGGAGAGCGACGAUAAAACAUUCUACAUUUACUUUUUCCUGAGGUUCAUGGGCACUAUAAUGCUUUCGGCUGGCGUCACCAUCAUGGACCCUAUUGCUCUGACCAUGAUACAAAAGUACGGCGGAGAUUUUGGACGAGAACGAUUGUUCUCUAGUAUUGGAAUGGCUAUAUUUUCACCUAUCACCGGAAUGCUUAUAGAUAUGCGGAGUAAACAAGUUGGUUACACUGACUAUUCAGCCGCUUUUUACACUUACGAUGUAUUGCUCCUGAUAUCAGCCAUCACUGUGGCGGUCAUGCCUCUCGGAGCCAAGCUGCCGGCAGACAAUCUACUCCGAGAUUUGGUCAACAUCAUCAAAAUGCCUCAUAUCAUUAUUUUCAUAUUUUUUCUAUUCGCAUUAGGAAACUUUUGGGGAUUUAUCGAAUCUUAUCUGUUUAUUUAUUUGAAGGAAUUAGGUGCACCUAAUUUCUUAUUGGGAAUAACCGUGACCGUGGGCACGCUGAGCAGCAUUCCGUUCCUGUACGGCGCGGAUGCCAUCACCGCGCGCAUCGGGCACGUCAACGUCAUCAUCGUCGCGUUCUUCUCCCACGCCGCCAGACUCGUCGGCUACUCCUUUAUUGAGAAUUCCUGGUGGUGCUUCCCGUUCGAAGCGAUGGAAUCCCUGUCUGUACAUCUGAUGUGGGUUGCAGCGGCCACCUACUGUGCCAUGCUGGCUCCCAAGAGUUUGCUCGCUACACUUAUCGGGGUAUUAGGAAUGGCGCACUUUAGUCUUGGAAGAGGAAGUGGCAGUUUCGGAGGAGGACUGCUAAUCGCGUCACUCGGUACUAGAGAAGCUUUCCGCUAUAUGGGACUAAUUGCCUUCCUCGGCGGAAUCUUGUACGGAUUGCUACACUAUUUCUGGCUCAGGAAAAUUAACAUGACGGGAAUUGAGGACUCCUGUGAGCCUGAUACUGAAAGUGGCGAAGGUGAUAAACUAAACGGCGAACCUUUAAAGAAAGAUGCAGAAACAAUGGUGUCUCUCGAGCGGCUACAUAUGAUCACUCGGUUCAACCCGCUGGGCUCGCUGCAUUCCUUGCCGAGAGGCUCCCGAUCGCGGUUCUCCCAGGGUGACAUCAACGAAUGCAGAAGUCGCAGCGGCAGUAACUCACAGAGACGCGGCAGCAACUACGAGGGAUCGGCAUCGAAAGUAGAUCUGUUGAGAUCUGCUCUCGAAAUCAGCAACCAACACGGGAAGGGCCACAUAUCUAACCCAAUGCUGUCCACCUCCAACAGGACCCCACAUCCGUAUAAGCAAGCGCACAGCGCGCCGAAGCUGGUGGUGGUGGGGCUCGCGCCGCGCAACAACAUCUCCCAGCCCGCGCUGGCCGAGUACGACCCGCGCCGCCGCGACUCCAUCCCCGAGGAGGCCGAGGAGGACCGCCUCGCGCCGCCGCCGCCGACCUACCACGAGGCCACCGGCGACCACAGGAAGAGCUGGCACUCCGACGACAGCGCGCCCACCUAGGACGGCUCCGGGCGGACUGUCCCGAGUGAUGCGGUCCGUCUGAUAAUCUUAGAUUACUAAAGCCAUUGAAGUCACCGAUUAUAAUAAAGUGGUUUAGGUAUCUUAAAUCGGACAUUAGAUUAAUACUAAUAUUGUAGAUUAAAGUAAUGAUUUGUUCAAAGCCACUGGCGGCGGCGGUUAAGAAUAUGGCGAAAUCGAUUAGUUUCUAUUCAUCUUUAAUGCUGUAUUAGCUGUGCGCCCGAUAAUAUUUAACACCCUUAGGGUGUGAGUUCCUUAGUACUCAUUAACGUUCCAUAUAAAGGAAAAAGUGUAUCUACAAAAUUUGCCCUGUAGAGCUGUCGGUUUAACCGACGCGUUUUGUAUCAGUUAGUCAGUGUUAAGAUUUUUAUUAAGUAGAAGAAUUCCUGCGUCUAGGUUAUAUUAUAAAAAAUGUGUUUCUUUAGCCGACUUAAAACCUGUUCAGUUAAGGUCGUCAUUAUGUUACGACUAGCGAGAAAAUGAUUACAAUAAGUAACUAUUUUCGUGGUAUAAAAUAUCAUCAUUCAAUAUGGCUUUUGAAUAGUAUGGAAGAAUCGCCACUGCAAUGCUUUAUAGAGAGUCUAGAAUAUUCGCCUUUUUAAAAAGUUUUAAAAGAGGCUACGAGUAAAAUUACUCUGAUUGUUUUCUAAUAUUAAUUAGGUAAAGCAGAUAUUGCAAAAUUAACGCUAAAGAUAAAAAAUAAUUGAAAGGUCAUAGAUAGCGCUUUAAAUUAAGUUUGUGUCAAUUUUAUAUCGAACGUAAAUAAUGUGCAAGUAAAGAAAAGCAAAAACAAAUUCAUGUUAUAAUAUUUUUGUCUUAACUUAGUGAAUAUGUAUACACACUUUUGUAAAGGCUUUAAUUUAUUUAAGUUGUAGAUAAAUACUAUAAAUAAAUGUUAUCAGUUACAGAUUU